AUGAUGUCUGAAGAUGCGCCGCCUUCAAAACAUGCCAAGGAAACAAGUAAUUUUUUUUAUUUUGAAUUUUGUCUUAACGUUCAAAGGGAUGAUUCCACUCCUUAUGAUUUUACAGAAGUAUCCAUGCCACCUCCAAAUAAUGAAAUAGCUGAGUUGGAGCCAGUUCAGGAGGACCAAAAUGAUGAUACGAUCAAUGGCAAUACACGGACAAAAAUAUGCACAAAGUAAUAGAAAUGUUCCGUGAUUUAAUCUGAUUUUAGUCCGGAGAUGGCCCAGAUUGCGGCAAAAGUAGAGUCCUUCAAGAACUGGACCGUAAAUAGAUUCAAGACUACAAAACAAUCGGUGUUCGAACAACUUGGAAAAGUAAAUGCCCUAUGAAAAUCGAUCUUAUUUAAUUUAGGUAGAAAAAACGGUGGACAGUGACAUGGAUCAACGGAUAAACAACCUCAAAGACCUCCACAAUCGCUAUAAAGAUGUACUUAAUGCAGCGAAAACAUAUUCAGACCAUAUCCAAGCUCUUAACAACUCUCAACGAAUCCUUUCCGAGUCUUUAUAUCAGCUAUCGCUCAAAGAAAACGACCUCAAACAAACCCUGACAGACCGAAGUGAAGUUCUCCGCUCGUUUAGUCAUAAUGGAGAUGCUUUAAUUAAAUCGAUAGGACAUUUUGUGUCCUCGUUGGAGACUUUGAGCAAUAAGACUAUCAAAGAUACGAUGUGGACCAUCCAGGUUUAUGAACAGGUAUUGUCAAUACAAAUAGGCUAUAUAGUUCAAUUUAAGGCUCGAUUGGAGUUCGAUGUGUAUAGACAUGAGCUGAGCACUUUAAAACAGAACGUCGAUGCUGAUCAAACCAAGAUUCCUGAUGUGGAAAGUAGAUGUAAUGAACACAAAAAGAAGUAUGAACAACUGAAAGAAGAUGUCCGGGUGAGUCAUUUUCUUCCAUUUCCAGGUUUUGAUUGUCAGUGUAAUAGAGAAGGUGGUUCCAAUUACCUUUACGAUUGAUUUUAUUGAUUUCGGAUAUGAAUCUUGGCCACUUUUUGUCUGAUUUAUGCUCGAAUUGGAUCCCCCGCUUCUAUUUUUGAUGUCAUAUUAAUCUUCGCUGUUCCUCAUCCUACGUUCCUCUCUCUCUAGUUUUCACGGUUUUUGACGGGAUUAUCUGUUUCAAACUUUUUUCUCUCCAUUUCCAUAAAAUUUAUUAGAAGCAUAUUGCGUUGGACACCCAACCUGUUUGCAGGUGAAAAUAGCGCUGUUAGACGAGAAUCGACUGAAAGUAAUGCGAACACAGCUUAAGCAAUUGGAAGACGGGUUAUCCCACUGGUUUGGGGAGAACAUCAAGACUCUCGAGCAGAGCAGUCCUCGAGAAGCACCCAAUCAUGAUGACUUGACAUUCAGUCGUGGGGAAAUGGAACCAUCCUCCUUCCUGGAACAAUAA
Molecule: messenger RNA, 1430 nt
Organism: Bursaphelenchus xylophilus (pine wood nematode)
Lineage: Eukaryota; Metazoa; Nematoda; Chromadorea; Rhabditida; Aphelenchoididae
Source: the annotation of a GenBank genome assembly